GUCUCUUUCGUCAUCUUACAGAUCGGAGCUUCAGCCAUGGCCUUUGUCAAGGCUCAAAAAACCAAGGCCUAUUCCAAGCGGUUUCAGGUCAAGUUCAAGAGAAGGAGAGAGGGAAAAACUGACUAUAGGGCUAGAAUUCGCCUGAUUAAUCAGGACAAGAACAAGUAUAACACUCCAAAGUAUCGCUUUGUUGUCCGAUUUACUAACAAGGAUAUUAUUGCUCAAAUAGUAUCUGCUAAUAUUGCUGGUGAUAUGGUUCUUGCUGCUGCUUAUUCCCAUGAGCUACCUAAUUAUGGGCUUGAAGUUGGUCUUACAAACUAUGCUGCUGCUUAUUGUACUGGUUUGCUGUUGGCUCGUCGUGUCCUGAAAAUGCUUGAAAUGGAUGAUGAGUAUCAGGGCAAUGUGGAGGCCACUGGAGAGGAUUUCUCAGUUGAGCCAACUGAAAGCAGGAGGCCGUUUCGUGCUCUCCUUGAUGUUGGGCUGGUUAGGACAACUACUGGGAACAGGGUUUUUGGUGCUCUUAAGGGUGCUUUGGAUGGUGGAUUGGAUAUUCCUCACAGUGACAAGAGGUUUGCCGGCUUUGGAAAAGAAAGCAAGCAGCUUGAUGCUGAGGUUCACUGCAAGUACAUUUAUGGUGGCCAUGUUGCUGCAUAUAUGAGAACCUUGAUGGAAGAUGAGCCAGAGAAGUAUCAAUCUCACUUCAGCGAGUACAUUGAAAGAGGAAUUGAGGCUGAUGAUGUUGAGGCACUGUACAAGAAAGUGCAUGCUGCCAUCCGUGCUGACCCAACUACUAAGAAGUCUGAGAAGCAGCCUCCAAAGGAGCACAAGAGGUACAACUUGAAGAAACUCACAUAUGAGGAGAGAAAGGCUAAAUUGAUCGAACGAUUACGUGCCCUGAACUCAGCCGCUGCUGACGUUGAUGAGGAGGAAGAGGAAGAUGAAGAUGAAGAUUGAAUGUAGCAUUCAAGCUCAAAUCAACUUGUCUUUUUCAUUACAUGCACUCCUAGUUGAACCUUGUCCGUUACUUAAAUUUUUGGGCGAUUUUGCUGUUUCUGAGUGUUAAACUUUUAGGUGGUGCAAAAAAAUAUUGGAUGUUUGGAAUUCAGUUUUUUUCACUAUAUGGAAUUUCAGUUUUUUGGUUCAAGGGGUUAACAGGCCAUUAUGUUUUCCACUU
Molecule: messenger RNA, 1174 nt
Organism: Rubroshorea leprosula
Lineage: Eukaryota; Viridiplantae; Streptophyta; Magnoliopsida; Malvales; Dipterocarpaceae
Source: the annotation of a GenBank genome assembly